AUGGAUACCUCCCCAACUCCAAGGCACAGUGUAGUAAACAGAGAUUGCGAAAGUAAUCUGAAAAGACCAUCACCCGACUCCAUGCAAGAAGAGGACAGCAAACAAAGAAGAAUUGACCAAAAUGACGAGGCCUAUGCAACAAACACUCCACUGUUCCUAGUCUUCAAGUCGAGAGAUGAAAGAAACCCUCUAUCCAAAGCUAGCCCCUUCCUUAUUAACAAGGCAAUUGUAGGAGCAGGAGGCCAGCCAAACUCCAUUAAGAAACUUCGAGAUGGAACUGUUCUGGUGGAAGCGGUUGAUAGUAAACAAUCGAAACAACUACUGAAGAUGACCUCAUUCUUUGAUCAAUUUCAAGUAGUAGUUCAACCCCAUGGUACCCUGAACUCUUCAAAGGGUAUCGUUUUCAGUAGGGAGCUGCUUGAAUGCAAUCUAGAUGAGGUAAAAGAAGAACUCAAACCUAGUUUCGUAACUGAUGUCGUCAGAAUAACCCGGAUGGAAGGAACGAAUCAAAUCGCAACUCCCGGGCAUAUCCUAACCUUCAACUUACCCCACCCUCCGGAGACGAUUAAGGCAGGAUAUCUUGUUCUUUCUGUACGUCCGUACUUUCGAAACCCACAGCGAUGUUUUCGAUGUCAAAAGUUCGGACAUUCUAGUAAAGUAUGCCAAAACAAAGAACUGUGCGUACAAUGCGGUAAGGAAGACCACAACGAAAAGACAUGCAACAUAGAACCCUUCUGCGUUAACUGCAAAGGAAAACACUCCGCAGCUUCAAGAAAUUGUAAGAUAUACCUAGAAGAAAAGGAGGUAAUAAAGAUUGCCACAGUUAACAAGCUGUCAUUCGUGGAUGCUCGCAAAGAGUAUAGAAGACGAACAGCUCAACUGCCGAAGAAAGAUGUGUCUUACGCAAAAGCUGCUGCCUCGACAACCCGAGAUACUCCUUCCUGUUCUCAUUGUUCUUCCUUGGAGGCGAUGGUUGAAGCCCUGACACAACAAAUGGCAAAUUUCAUUAGUUUACUCUCGGCUAACUUCAAUCCAAUCCCCCAAGUACAACAGAAGCUACUUCCAGCGAAGACAUCUGACGAUCCUCGUCUACAGAGCACUAGAGCAAAAUUCCUAAAAACACCAAACGAAAAAACUAAUGUAUCCGAGAAACUAAAGCCUCAACAGCAAACGCCAGCUGAAAGAAAAGCGCUCAACGACAAACUAAAAUAG
Messenger RNA from Homalodisca vitripennis (glassy-winged sharpshooter), 1212 nucleotides. RefSeq lists its product as uncharacterized. The coding region runs from base 1 to 1212 and encodes 403 amino acids. The transcript has a single exon. The record is from RefSeq and is a predicted model, not a curated record. Gene Ontology annotation, molecular function: zinc ion binding; nucleic acid binding. NCBI's taxonomy places the organism in Eukaryota, Metazoa, Arthropoda, Insecta, Hemiptera, Cicadellidae.